This is a messenger RNA of Cloeon dipterum, 1947 nucleotides long. RefSeq names its product zydeco (gene zyd). The coding region runs from base 245 to 1684 and encodes 479 amino acids. The transcript is spliced from 8 exons. Gene Ontology annotation, molecular function: calcium channel activity; calcium, potassium:sodium antiporter activity. The record is from RefSeq and is a predicted model, not a curated record. Lineage: Eukaryota; Metazoa; Arthropoda; Insecta; Ephemeroptera; Baetidae. Gene Ontology annotation, biological process: calcium ion transmembrane transport; intracellular calcium ion homeostasis. Gene Ontology annotation, cellular component: plasma membrane.
AGGCAGCGCUGGGUGCUGGAAGUCGGCGUGCGCGAGGUGUCUUUCUUGAACCAUUCCAUCGGCCACUGCGGCGCGAGCAACAAUCUUUUCGGCACUAAUGUUCUUUUGUUCCGCUCCGCUCGCCGAAGGAAUCAGUUAGCCGACGACGGGGGUUCUUUAAUACUUGCUUUUGACUGGGAACCAAGGACGAAAAUGAGAUCGGUGAACUAGAAGCAGAAAGUCCGAGGGAAAGAAGUUGUCGACCAUGGCCUCGAACAACAAUUUCACGCACACUUUAAGAGCUGGCCGCAUAUUGUGGAGGGACGGCCAGCAGAGCGCGGCAAACUGCACGCCGCCGGCCAUCGAUGACUUCCCCGGCGACUUUUUCACGGAGGAGCAACGCCAGGAAGGUGCUGUCAUCGUCCACCUGUUCAUCUCCCUCUACUGUUUCUAUGCAGUCGCGGUCGUGUGCGACAAAUACUUCGUUCCUGCCGUCGAAAGGAUAUGCAACAUUCUGCACAUGUCCGGCGACGUGGCGGGCGCCACCUUCAUGGCGGCGGCGACGUCGGCGCCUGAAAUGUUCGUCAACGUGAUCGGCACGUUCAUCACGGAGGGCGACAUCGGCGUCGGCACGAUCGUCGGCAGCGCCGUCUUCAACAUCUUGGCGGUGGCCGCGUGCUGCGGCAUUGGCGCCGGCAUGGUCGUGCCGCUCGAGUGGUGGCCCCUGACCAGGGACUGCGUCGCUUACGGCAUCACUGUUGUCCUCCUUAUUAUCACCAUCCGCGAUGAGCGCGUCGAGUGGUACGAGGCGCUUACCCUUGUCCUCAUCUACUUCAUUUACAUAGCUGUGAUGUAUUAUGACACGAGCAUUCAGAAAGCGUUUAAGAGUUUUUCGAAUGAUGCCAAGAAGCCUGAGUCGAUCCCCAGCAGAGAUGUGGAAGCGCGUGACGCUUGCAUCCCUCUCCAAGACACGGACUCCAAGGCCACGGCUACUAACGAGAAUGACAAAGAAAAUAACGGUCGAGUCUGUAUUGUUACGGAAGAAUUCAAGUCAGAGAAAAUCUACUUGAGCACCUAUCCGAAGGGCAAGAGCUUUUGGAUCGAGUUGAAGUACAUAAUUUCGUGGCCAAUUCACUUCAUCCUGUUCCUGACCGUUCCCGAUUGUGAGAAUCCGAACUGGACCAAGUGGUACCCCGCCACCUUUUGCAUGUGCAUCGUCUGGAUCGGCAGUCUUACCUACAUCGUCUCCUGGGCCCUUACAAUUAUAGGCGAUACCAUGAAAAUUCCCGACAGCGUGAUGGGAAUCACUUUCCUGGCUGCUGGAACUAGCAUACCUGAGGCGGUUUCGAGCGUCAUUGUUGCCAAGCAAGGCCACGGCUCAAUGGGUAUCAGCAACUCGAUCGGCUCCAACACUUUCGACAUUCUGCUCUGCCUUGGUCUGCCGUGGUUCAUCAAGGCGGCGUUCUUACCGACCCGGGAGAACCACCACUACAUCACGAUUCAAUCCUCAGGGCUGGAGUACAGCGCCAUCUCGCUGCUCUCCAGCCUCUUCCUGCUCUACAUGACCUUUUUCUGCAACAAGUUCCGGCUGGAUCGCAAAGUGGGCAUCGUCUGCCUGAUCAUGUACGUGUGCUUCCUCGUGCUGGCCUCGGUCAUCGAGCUCAACGUCUUCUUCGUCGUCAACCUGCCCACCUGCGAGAGAUAAAAAUAUUUCUUGUGCGGAAUGAGAGACGAUAAUUAUACAUGAAGUGCCUUUUGUUUGUCUUAGUCAGGAUUAUAAUCGAGAUUUUUUAAUGUUGCCGAUUUUGAUGUGCGUGCGAUGAUGCAUUUUCGAAUCUAUUACUCUCUCAACCCAGUGAUACUGUUGAUAUUGAAUUCGUUGUGAGAUAGAAACUAGACGCAGCUCCGCUCUGCAAGUGUUAAUUAUUUUGCUUUGCCAAUUAGACUCAGUAAUGCAUUUUCAGCAAA